AUGGCCAAGUAUAUAUUGCGGAAGGCUGAACCCAUGGACGUCUCUGAUAUACUGCGACUCAUAAAGGAACUUGCAAAAUACGAAGACAUGGAGGAUAAAGUGGUCUUGACGGAGAAAGAACUGCUUGAAGAUGGUUUCGGUGAACACCCGUUCUACCACUGUAUGGUUGCAGAGGUGUCCACAGAGCUUCAGACCCCUGAGGGUCACACUGUUGUUGGAUUUGUCAUGUAUUAUUUUACAUAUGACCCUUGGAUUGGAAAACUCUUGUACCUUGAAGACUUUUAUGUCAUGAAAUAUAUGACAUGGAAUGGAAAUGGAAAUGGAAAUGGAAUAUGUUCUAAUCUGUUUGUGUUUAUUCCAUAG
This is a messenger RNA of Polypterus senegalus (gray bichir), 363 nucleotides long. RefSeq names its product diamine acetyltransferase 1-like. The transcript has a single exon. NCBI's taxonomy places the organism in Eukaryota, Metazoa, Chordata, Cladistia, Polypteriformes, Polypteridae. Gene Ontology annotation, molecular function: N-acetyltransferase activity. The record is from RefSeq and is a predicted model, not a curated record. The coding region runs from base 1 to 363 and encodes 120 amino acids.